ACAGUGCGACUAAAGUAAGUAUUCAAGUGUCAACUCAAAACACUAAUUUAUUAGCGGUAAAGCAAAGGCUCUAAAAGCAUGUUGCGCUUCGUAGCCGCUUCGGUGCUGAUUUGCGCCGUUUACCAUGUGACAACCACAAGUGCUGCACCGCAUCCACCGACCACAGCAGCGCCACUGGUGGCCAAUCAGGCAGCCUACGACACGAAAUUCGAUAACAUCGAUCUGGACGAGGUUUUGAACCAAGAGCGUCUGCUGCGCAACUACAUUAAGUGCCUGGAGAACACAGGUCCCUGCACGCCCGAUUCCAAAAUGUUGAAAGGUUUCGCCAAUUUCAGAGAUACUCCCCGACGCUAUUUCAACCGAUUGCGCCAAAUGCUCGGAGAAGCAGAGGCUUGGCUCAGCGAAGGUGACGCACUUUUUGAUCGACAAUCGUCCGGAGGAUUGGGCACGUUUGGAGCAGAUAUACGAUCCGCAAGGCAAUUACCGUUUGAACUAUUUGGCGGCGAAGGACAAAGGCGAUGGCGUGGAGAAAACUACGGAAGCGGUUACUAAGACACAAGCCUGAACCAUAAUGCUAUAUCAACUGUACGCAAACAUGGACCGUUAUA
Bactrocera dorsalis (oriental fruit fly) is the source of this 608-nucleotide messenger RNA. It is a transcript of the gene a10, whose product is annotated as putative odorant-binding protein A10. The transcript is spliced from 2 exons. Lineage: Eukaryota; Metazoa; Arthropoda; Insecta; Diptera; Tephritidae. Bases 79 to 552 code for a protein of 157 amino acids. The record is from RefSeq and is a predicted model, not a curated record.